ACACUUAGACAAGUGCUGUGAUGAGGAAAUAUCAGGUUAUAUGAAGAGCCUCCACCAAUAUAAUUUCAAAUUUGUCUUCUGAGAGGAGGAAAUAUCAGGCGUUUAAAGAGUGUUCUUUGUGACAGAACUGUUCAACUAUAGCUCGAUGUAGAUGUCUGAUUCCUUGAUUAUACAGACAAUGGAUUCCGAUCCUCCUGCAUACGGCCAACAUACCAGUUAUGGCACCGCGGCACCCUCCACUCCUGGAACUACCCCCGCUCCACUCUUUAAGGGACCGGACGUUAAGGGACCGCAGAAUGGGGAGACGUCAAAUGGUUCCGUGCAUCCAAACUAUACCUAUGAGGAGCUGAGCGACACGUUUACAUGCCCCACCUGUCAGGGCACGGGCAAGAUACCUAGAGGACGUGAAGAUGACCUUGUAGCCUUGAUUCCAUACAGCGAUGCAAGAUUGAAACCUCGAAGAACGGUUCGCUACGUGUUCCUCUCCAUAUUCAUCUGUGCCCUCAUAGCAGGCGUCCUGAUAGCCUUUCUCUUGCCAAGACCGAUAUUGUUUGAGCAGAAGGGCAAGGUCGACACAGUCUUUACCAGCUAUAACCAAUCGGUGCCAACCAUGACGUUGGUCCUGGAGAGCCAGUUUGAUAUCUACAACUACAAUUUUGCGUCCCUGGACGGUCAGACCUUGACCAUUACAGUCAGCUGGAGUGAGCAGACGAUUGGGACCAACAUUACAAUCCUGAACAACACUAUAACUGGACGUCACGAUUAUUUGCUUUCUGGAAAUGUGACUGUAAUCUUGACAGACAGUGCCUGGGUUGCCCAUUGUGUGGACAGCUCAAUAACCCAUUUGAUAUACAUGCAGUUCAUGGCAACUUUGCAGUACGGCCUCUUAUCACAGAGUCAGCAGUCUACUAUCACGUACUACCGAACCGUAAGCUGUCGACCCAUCAACGAAAUCGUAGAGCCUCCUUCGCCAUCAUCUAAAUAUCUGUGAUGCACGGCCCUAUGGGUUAUCAGUGUCUGUGAUAUGGUGUUAUAUUGAAGAAGAAAAAAAUUGCGCUUCAAAAUGAUCAAGAAGUGCCUUAAAAAA
Strongylocentrotus purpuratus (purple sea urchin) is the source of this 1087-nucleotide messenger RNA. RefSeq names its product transmembrane protein 106B. Bases 152 to 991 code for a protein of 279 amino acids. The record is from RefSeq and is a predicted model, not a curated record. The transcript is spliced from 8 exons. NCBI's taxonomy places the organism in Eukaryota, Metazoa, Echinodermata, Echinoidea, Camarodonta, Strongylocentrotidae.